GGGGAGAAGACAGAGGCCGGCCUGCCGGCGAUGUUGUCGGCGCGUAGCCUGCGGAAGGCGUCCGUCCCGCCGUCCCUGCUCACCGACCCCUCGCCGGGCUGCCUCCAGCCCACCCGCCUCGCCGUCCAUGUUAAUGGCGACGGCGGCUCCUGCUCCGCCUACUUCGCUUCCGGCGGCCGCGUCUACAAGAUCGAGAUAUCCAUGGAAGAGGAGAUGCUGUCCAGAGGAAAACAGAGCCUGUUGAUUCCUAUCAAUGCGCAGGUCAUAAGCUCGUCAGUAGUGGACCGCUGCCCGCAUCGCUCGGAGAUUCAGAGUGUAGUUCUGGCAGAGGGUGAAGGUGAUAGCUGCUUGAUUCUGGGAACUGUCGACUCUUACGGUCACCUCAUCGUAUCCCAUCUGGACACUGGGGCUGAUGACAUUGACAGGGCGUCUUAUUCAGUACCACCUCGUGAUAGUGGCGUUGGAGAAGGAAGCUGGGCUGGGUUGUGUUUUAGUCCAACGCACCAGUCCACGGUAGCUGUUGCUCGUGAGUUGUGCAAGAGCAUUGACAUCUAUGAUCAAGACAUUCAUAUUCGCAGUCUACGUUCUCAGCUGAGCAUCUGGGACUUAAGGAUGCAUAACAAUGGUGGAUGUGUACAGCGUGUUUCUGGUCCUGUUGGAGGCAUUUUAUACUCUGUUUGUAGUUCUGCCUCAGGGCUGAUUGCUGUCGGCGGAACUGAUCGCGCCGUCACCAUCUAUGAUCCUCGCAAGUGGUCGGCCUUAUCAAGAUGGGUAGGCUGCUCCAAGUAUGAGAUUACAGGUCUUUCAUUUUCGUCAGUUGACCAAUCGUUCAUAUAUGUCCAAGGUGUUGAUUAUGAGAUUACUUGUGGACAUUGGAGCAAAAGUGAGCGCGCAUUCUCAUUUCGAGGUGAUUCUAACUGGCUAGGCUUUUCAAAGUGUGCAGAUACCGAUGUGGUAGCUGGAUGGUGCGAGUCUGGAAGUAUCUUCGUUGCUGAUGUUAGGCAGGAUCUUCUCUCGGCAAUUGGGGUUUAGGGUGACGAGAGCGUGCAAGCAUCCAGUGGUUCUCCCCAUUCUUUGAGGUAGAGCAUUUUUAGGAGUUAAUAGGCCAGGCAGUGCUGGAAGCACUCUGCAACGCACUAUGGCUGUGUUCUGCUUACGUGCUUAAAUUUCCAGCUACAAGCUGUAGCAUGUAGCUGUUCUUAGGCACAUGGUAUUGUGCCUUGGGGGUGGAAACGCCUUGUUGCUUAUUGUAUUAUCAGAAUUCAGAAAUACCGUAAUGA
Lolium rigidum is the source of this 1280-nucleotide messenger RNA. RefSeq lists its product as uncharacterized. Lineage: Eukaryota; Viridiplantae; Streptophyta; Magnoliopsida; Poales; Poaceae. The transcript has 13 exons. The record is from RefSeq and is a predicted model, not a curated record. Gene Ontology annotation, molecular function: protein binding. Bases 31 to 1032 code for a protein of 333 amino acids.